UAGAACUUGAAUACAUGGCUGUGGUGUAAAUGUUUGUGAAGGCUGGCAGAGCAUCUAUUAGGCUCAGCCGGGACCCCAGACAGUCAGAGAGGGAGUAAUAGACUAUAGAGUCAAUAAGGGAUAUCCCGGAGGCCUCAUUGCAGUGUUUGUAAUGCGUGUUCAGAUGAUGUGGUGUGUUUACUGCAUCAGCAGCCUCCUCGCCCAUUGCUGGAGCAUAGAGUCGAGCUGAAAGGCGCACAGCCGCUGUCCAGAAGGACUCAACAUUUGGAGCAGCGUGGGUAGAAGAAACAGAAGAAGAUGUCAGUGGCAUUGAAGAGAGGGAUAAGUGCUGAGACAGAGUCCAGAAAAUGCGCCGCGCGUCUCUGGAGGCUCUUUCCUCACCUUUUACUGUGUCUGUCUCUGGUGGCUUACGCAGCGCUGGGUGCGCUCCUGUUCCAGUGCAUUGAAGGAGGCACCGCCGUGUCCACUACCCAACAGGAUUACCGGCAGUUCCUGGGUCAGAUUGUCAAAACCGUCCAGAAUCAAAGCGAUAACGCCUCCUGUACACAAGAACAAAUAGUGAGCCAGGUGGAGAAAAAGAUGGACCAGUUCAAGUCCAUAUGGUUCCAGAGACCUAAGAACUGGACUUUUUUCGGCUCCAUGUUCUUCUGCUGCACUGUAUUCACAACCGUUGGAUAUGGAGAGAUGUAUCCAGUUACCCUGCCCGGUAAGGUGGUGUGUGUCUUGUAUGCCAUGGUGGGCAUCCCUCUCAUGCUUCUGGUCAUCCUUGAUGUAGGAGAUUUUCUCGCUAUGCUCAUGACCAGAGCCUAUGUACAUAUUCACACCUUCUGUAAAACACUCCGCUCCCACACCUGGUCACCAAGGAAGGCUCAAAGGAAGGCAAGACACUCAAGCCACCCAAUCAUGGAGGAAGGUACAAUUGUUUUCAGCCAUGAUCUUGUGGUCCGUGAACCCCUUGAUAUCCGGCAGGUGCUUCACAGCCAAGCUGAUGUACGGCACAAGUCUGUCAAGCUCCAAAACAACAAAGAGAUCUUCGAGAAGAUUCUUGCCAGAGAGAACUUACUUAGAAAGGGCCCACUGCUCAGAACCGUCUCCUGCCCAGAGCUAGACCAGUUACCACCACCACCCAAAGGACAUGCUAUAUGGGAUUUCACAGGGCUAGGGGAUGGAAUGGAAAUGCUGGAUGUACCCUUUAUACUGAUUCUUUUCAUCGUGUUUGCCUACAUUUUAUUUGGUGGUUUGAUUUUGCCACUGUGGGAAGAUGAUUUUAAGGGUUUUGACCCCUUCUACUUCUGCUUCAUCACACUCACUACCAUUGGUUUUGGUGACAUUGUACCCAAACACCCCAAGUUCUUCAUGCUUACCUCACUCUUCAUCAUUGUUGGCAUGGCUAUCAUGUCCAUGUCCUUCAAGCUAGGCCAAGCACGAAUUGUAAUCUUAUACCGCCAACUCAUCAAGUUCAUCAGCAGGGGAAAUGUGGAGGAAAAGAACAACUAAGUCAGAGGAGUCUUUGCCUCAUGUCCAAGAAUUGUUUCCUGGUUUUGAUACAGAUCAAAAAAAUCUGUGGGAACUUCUCCAUCGUGUUCUUUGUACUGGUUGUUCAAAUAUAAGCAUGAGCAAAUAAAAAAAUGUGCAUGUGCCAAAGCUUUCACCCAGUGAAGCAGGGUGAUUCUGCAUAUUUAACAUACAGUAUUUUGCCAAGGAAUGGCUAUUUCUUGUCCUGUAGAACUGUGUGGUACAGUAGUAAUUGUAGUGCCUUACAGCACACUAUAGAGGUCAAAAGAAGAGUGUUGCAUUAGAUUAUAAGUCAGAUUUCUUCUUUUAGGUAAAUCAAAUGAAAUGCCUUUUGCAUUGAGUGUUCAUUCUUUUAAAUUUCACUUAUGUCCAAUUAAACACUCAACAUGGACAAAUAUUAUAAUUUUCAGACUGUAAUAUUUUUCAGAUUGUAAUAUUAACCCUAUGUCUAGAUUAGACCUAGGUUCUUGAUUCUAUACCGUUAAAACAACAUAUAAUACCUAAGUUCAUCAAACCUGUCCAUUCAAAUGUUUCUUAUGUUCAUGUAUAGCCAGUACUGGGCUGUAUAUGACUGUCUUUUCUACUUUGCCAGUUUAAAUGAGGACGAUGUGUUAGAAUUAUAAUCAGCAAACAAUUAUAUGCAUUGGAGAUAAUAAUGCAAGAUAAUUUAAGCUUGCAAUACACAGUAGUAGUAAACACCAUCAUUGCUAAUUUCUUGAUUCAGUGGCCAAAAUAACAGUAAUAUCCAAUCCUUACCCAAACCUACACCUCAUACUCCCACUUCAAAGUGUAUUUGGAGUGGAGUGGUAGUCGAAUGGUUAAAGAGCAAGCCACAUGGUUGCAACAUUUGAUCACCAAAAUAAAAAUACAAAACAUUUGCACAACUUAUGUUGCAGUGUGCACUGCAACCGCUUCAGCACUAUUUUCACAAUGUAAUGUAUACAAUAUGUCUGGAAAUACGAUAAUUGAAACACAGCCAUAGUAGUCUUAAUAAUUAAUGUAGAAUUACUUGUAAAGCAUGACAGACAGGAAGGUUAAGAUACUGUAGUGUAUCAUGCAAUAAAUGUUCAUUUAUGGAGAUAAGUCUCAUUUAAUGUGUGUUUCUUCAUUAUUAGCGUCUGUCUUUCACAAACAAGUGAAUGCAGUUACACUACAAGUGAUGAGCUGCAUACAAUCUGUCAGAAUCUACCUAUCAUGCAAAAAUGCAGGCUUAGUUUUAAUGAUGUUUUGCCUGUUACCCUAUAAAUAUACUGUAUAAUGUCAAACUGCUUGAUUUGACUUUUCCACAAAUAGCUUAUACAAAUAUAAAUAAAGAAAGAUACACUAUGGUAAAGGCAGAUUGACGCAUGAUUCACUUUAUGUAAUAAUCAGAUUAAGAACUCAGCAAGUAUUUGGCACAGCUAGCUAGCUCUUUUUGUUAUUGCACUAAAUUUUCAGCAUGGCAGAAAUUCUAUCUUUGGAUUUAAUUAAUAGCACCUAAACAUUUCGAACAGUUCACUGUUGAUGCUGAUUAUUCUUGACUUCUGAUCAAUGCAGCAAAACACCUUGUUCAACUUAUUCAUCAUUCUCACCAAUAGAUUUUGUGUUUUCACUUCACUCUGCCACUUCAUUUGUUUGCCUUUUUCAAGCUACUAUAGGCUCAGUUCUAACACACCUGGU
Larimichthys crocea (large yellow croaker) is the source of this 3174-nucleotide messenger RNA. It is a transcript of the gene kcnk18, whose product is annotated as potassium channel, subfamily K, member 18. Gene Ontology annotation, biological process: potassium ion transmembrane transport; stabilization of membrane potential. NCBI's taxonomy places the organism in Eukaryota, Metazoa, Chordata, Actinopteri, Sciaenidae. Gene Ontology annotation, cellular component: plasma membrane. Bases 298 to 1497 code for a protein of 399 amino acids. The record is from RefSeq and is a predicted model, not a curated record. Gene Ontology annotation, molecular function: potassium ion leak channel activity; outward rectifier potassium channel activity. The transcript has 3 exons.